Molecule: messenger RNA, 315 nt
Organism: Papilio machaon (common yellow swallowtail)
Lineage: Eukaryota; Metazoa; Arthropoda; Insecta; Lepidoptera; Papilionidae
Exons: 3
Coding region: 13-315 (100 amino acids)
Source: RefSeq, a predicted model, not a curated record
UUACUGUGUAAUAUGACGCUUAUUGGUGCUAUUCUGAAUAAAGCAAAGUCCGUAGAAUCUGUGUCGAAAAAGUACUCGUCCCCGCCACCUGAAAUAGAUAAUAUUCCAAAACGCAAGAGAAAGAAGGUCAUUGACAAGUACAAACAUGUCAAAGCAGUUGUGGACAGCUCGCCGCCGCGCUAUGAUGCUCAGAUUUUGGCGCGAAAUCUGCCAAAAUGGCGGCGGAACAUCCGCGAUGUGAUGCUGGAAAACACGCGGCUAGUGAUGGCUAUAAAAAUGACGCAUUUCAAUCGUAUAAACUCUGAAACUGAAUGA